Molecule: messenger RNA, 357 nt
Organism: Fomitiporia mediterranea MF3/22
Lineage: Eukaryota; Fungi; Basidiomycota; Agaricomycetes; Hymenochaetales; Hymenochaetaceae
Exons: 3
Coding region: 1-357 (118 amino acids)
Source: RefSeq, a predicted model, not a curated record
AUGCCGAGCGAAUUCUUCAAAAAUCCUAUGCACUCGCGUACUUCUUCCUGCUCUACAGCGCAAGCAACAAUUGACGAGCACACGCUCGCAACAAUGUCCAUGUACAUCUACUCCCAUCGUGCUACCCCUUCUCUUACUCGUCAUCUGCAAAUCAGUUCGUUCAACGCUCCGGAUCUCAACCCUGGUGCACCACUCACACUCGCUGCACACUGUCACGCAAGUCAACCUCCAAACUCGCCUCACAAGUGCAACCUCGACCUCUGCAAUCCGUACAAUCUCACAAUCCACACACAAUUCAACUUGCAGGGACUGAGUGUCGACCAAAGCAUGGUAACGAAGACUACCUCAAACGGCUGA